Molecule: messenger RNA, 357 nt
Organism: Baudoinia panamericana UAMH 10762
Lineage: Eukaryota; Fungi; Ascomycota; Dothideomycetes; Mycosphaerellales; Teratosphaeriaceae
Exons: 1
Coding region: 1-357 (118 amino acids)
Source: RefSeq, a predicted model, not a curated record
AUGAGUGGGAGCUGUUACUGUCAUGUGCAACGCAUCGGCAUUCACGUGCAGCCGAGGCUUAGAGUGCACGGACCUUCAGCCCACAUUACUGUACGCUUGGGAGACGAGGGAGAAGACUCGAGGCAACAAUGUGGAUGCACUUCUGCUCGGCGAAAGUUCUCCCUUGAUCAGCCCUGGAGCUCGCUUAUCUACAACCGCAAGAAGCGUGCUCGUGAUGCGUUGGGAGGAGAUAGGCUUGCGAGACGAAAAGCGAGCGUGCUGCUGCGGCUUAUGGCUUCUGCCUCUGCCUCUGCCUCUGGUACUGCGGCCAGACGUCAACUCAUGACCUUGAUGGCAGCCUUCGCCUUGGUGUUAUAG